Molecule: messenger RNA, 5294 nt
Organism: Drosophila mauritiana
Lineage: Eukaryota; Metazoa; Arthropoda; Insecta; Diptera; Drosophilidae
Product: sodium/potassium/calcium exchanger Nckx30C
Exons: 9
Coding region: 1012-3672 (886 amino acids)
Biological process (GO): calcium ion transmembrane transport; intracellular calcium ion homeostasis
Cellular component (GO): membrane
Molecular function (GO): calcium channel activity; calcium, potassium:sodium antiporter activity
Source: RefSeq, a predicted model, not a curated record
GCGCUGUGCUGACAACAUCCUCGCAGGACCAAGGAGCGGAUGGUGCGUCCAAUAGUCCUCCUGCUCGGUACAGGCAUCCUUUGAGCCUUAACAGUCAUCGAGCGAAGCCUUCGAAAAUGUAAACAAAAGCGACGCAGGCGCAGCAGUACUCUCUCCCUCACUCCUCAAGCAGUUUUGGAACGGAAAGCCGAGCUUCCAGGCUCGCAUCCUGGUCGGUCCUCGGCCGUCGUUGGCUGUCGGUUUUCCAGCCCACCUCCUGGCCAGGCUCAAAAAGAGGCUCAGGCAGCCAGCGCUCACAACGCCAGCAGAGUGCGCAGCGUGAUGUAGUCCAGCUGCAGACCGACACUGCUACCGAUACCGAGAUUCAGCUCCAGCUUUCGCAGCGGCCACUCAGGGAAACUUUUCCACACUCGGGCACGCACACAGGGGCAGACCGCGUCGGAAAAGCGGAAAAGCCUCAGACAAAUGGCCAGGAAUAGCAGCAGCAGCAGCAGCAGCAGCAGUAGCAGCGAGCGCAGUAGCAGCAGCAGCAGUGGCACAGUAGCCGUGAGGGAGCCGUGAAGUGAAACGGAAAAGCCUGAAAAAAGGUGGCGUGAAAAAUACCACAAGAGGCGGGGGUGUGUGAAAAUCUAGGGGAAUAGCGCGCCCCGUGGAAAUGGAAAUGCCGAGGCUCCUGUUAGCCUCGCCAGCAGCGGAUGUAGCAGCAACACCAGCGGAAACAGCAACCUGAAUCCGCAUCCGCAACAGCAACCGCGCCCGCUCCCAAUUUCUCCGCUCUCUCCGUUCCGUGUUAAUUGUUAUUUAUGUAUAGUGUAUAUAUAAAGUUGUGUGAUACAAAUGAAUCGCUUAGAUCUGACAGCAAGCGAGAAACUGUAACCUAAACUCAGUCUAAUCAAAAGCGUACAACGACAACAAACGGUUUUGCAAGUGAAACGACAUAACACCAAGCCAACAAACCAAACAAGCCGAUAAAACAAGUAACCAACCAACAACAUUAAUCCAACGGGUCCAAUGUUGCAGCCAACAACAUGCAGCAAACAGCAACAGCAGAGGCAGCAACCAGCAAUCGCAACAGCAGCAGUGGGUGGAGCAGCGGUCCAGGAGCUGCUUCGGAAAGCCGCAGCUAAAGAUCAUGGAGCCUUAGCAGCAGCAACUGCAACAGCAACAGCAGCAGCAACAACUGCAACAACUGCAACAGCAGCAACAGCAAGCCGCAACAGCAGCAACACUUGGUGCCACAGCGACGACAUGUUGUCCGCGGGCCGCAGCCGCAGCAGCAGCACAACGAUAGACUUCAAUAGUCGCCGGCGGAGGGGGCGCCUACGAGGCCACGCCCCCUUUGACCUGGCAAUGAACAAGCAACACCAAGCUACGAUACUGGACGAGUGUGUAAAUAUUUUCAAGCGCUUAGUAUUAUUAACAUUAAAAACAAUAUCAGCAACAACAAUAACGAAAGCAAAGACAAGAAGCAGAACAGCAGCGCUACCAGCAACAUCUGCAGCAUCUGCAACAUCAUCUCGUGGUGCCUCCGCGGAGCAGUUGCUCCACCCAAGUAGCCGCAGCCGCUGCAGAAGUCGCCGCUGCCUCCGCCUGCCGAUCUACAGCAUCCUGCUGCUCUGCCUAACCACCCAGGGAUUGGGCCUCGGAGAUGCCGCCAAGCCCAAGUCGGCCAAGCAGCACUUCGGUGGCAGCAGCGGCAACAGCAACAGCCCAAAUCAGAACCAGAACCACAACGAUGUCCUGGGCGGAGUGGGCGCCCCAUCCCAAACGUCCGGCGAGGACGAGGCCGAGAUCAUGUACCCCUUCCAGUCCGGGGAGCAGAUGUUCGGCCUGGAGGAGGACCAGGAACAGGAUCCGGAGCUCAAUUCCAAUGCAGUGCCCGGCUCCGACGAGGAUAAUGCGGCCAAUCAACGUGGUAUCAAUGACACGCACAACGAUAACUCGACCACCACGAAAACGCCACUAUUCCCAAAAGAUCUAUUCACGAAAGAACAGCUUGAGAACGGCGCUGUCAUCCUGCACAUCAUUGGGGUGAUCUAUAUGUUUGUGGCGCUGGCCAUUGUCUGCGAUGAAUUCUUCGUGCCUUCCCUUGACGUAAUCAUUGAAAAGCUCGGCAUCACGGACGAUGUGGCCGGCGCGACGUUUAUGGCGGCGGGUGGCAGUGCCCCCGAGCUCUUCACCAGUGUGAUUGGCGUUUUCGUGUCGUUCGAUGAUGUGGGCAUUGGUACGAUCGUUGGCUCCGCCGUGUUCAACAUCCUGUUUGUGAUCGGGAUGUGCGCGCUCUUCUCCAAGACGGUCCUGUCGCUCACCUGGUGGCCUUUGUUCCGCGACUGCUCGUUCUACAGCAUCAGUUUGCUGGUGCUGAUCUACUUCUUCCGGGACAACCGCAUCUUCUGGUGGGAGGCCCUCAUCCUGUUCACCAUCUACAUCGGCUACGUGGCCUUCAUGAAGUGGAACGUCCAGGUGGAGACGUGCGUCAAGAAGAUGAUUACCAAAAACAAGGUGACUCGCGUCAGAAGUACAGAUCAACUUAUGCCAGCAGGUAAUGCGGCCAACUCCUCGGAAACAUCGAUGGCCACCCAGCCGGGCGGCUCCGUAACAUCGCGGGCGGCCAGCGAAACCCGCUCGGGUCCGCCCGGAUCGAGCAAUGCGGGCGCCACAGGUAAUAGCAGCGGCGGGGGCGGCACCUCGGGUAGUACUCAGACCGGUGCCAAGUUCCGCCACGGCCUGUUACAGCUAAUGAUACACACGAUAGAUCCACUACACGAUGAUGAUGUUCCAGGCAAAGUGGACGAGAAGGCGACGCAGCUGCACGCCAUCGCCUCGCUGAAGGUGUUGCUGGAUGCCACCAAACCACAGCGCGGUGGUGCCACCACCUCGGCGGCCAACCACGUCAAGAUCAAUCUCAAGGAGACCACGCUCGCCGAUCGUCCCAAUGGGAACAUCGACACCACCCUCGACUCGCCAUCGUUGAGUGGUCGACGUCCUAGCUGGAUUGAGCAGAGGGUCAAAAUUCAGACACGCAAAUUUAGCAUCAAAGCGCCCGAAAUCGAGGAUGAGCCGGAACCACUGAGCAUGGCCUGGCCGGACACGGCGCGGAAGCGGCUCACCUACGUCCUGGUGGCCCCGCUCCUGGUGCCCAUGUGGCUAACACUGCCCGACACGCGGACGCCGCGCGGCAAGCGCUUCUUUCCGGUCACCUUCAUUGGCUCCAUCGUGUGGAUAGCGGCCUUCUCCUACCUGAUGGUCUGGUGGGCCAACGUGGCCGGCGACACGGCGCGCAUUCCGCCCGAGGUCAUGGGUCUGACCUUCCUGGCGGCGGGCACCUCCAUUCCGGACUUGAUUACCUCGGUGAUUGUGGCACGCAAGGGAUUCGGCGACAUGGCCGUGUCCAGUUCGGUGGGCAGCAACAUAUUCGACGUGACCGUGGGACUGCCGAUACCGUGGCUGCUGUACGGCAUCAUCUAUGGGGCGCCCGUCGAGGUGAACUCGGUGGGCAUGGUCUGCUCCAUAACCAUCCUGUUUAUGAUGCUGGUGUUCGUGGUGAUGUCGAUCGCCUGCUUCCGCUGGCGCAUGAACAAGGGGUUGGGCUUCACCAUGUUUCUGUUGUAUUUUGCCUUUGUCGCCGUGUCGCUGAUGUUCGAAUACGACGUGAUCACGUGCCCCUUUUAAACAAGGGGCAGGGGCAAAGACAAAAGCGGGCAAUAGUUACCGAGUUACCCGGCUGUCGCGCCAUCGAGCUACCGAGCCAGCAAGGAUACCUGCCAAGGAUAUCUGGAUGCCGCCGAGGACGAGACGAGGACCCCCGUCAGCCUCACACCCAAUUAGCUAAAUUAUAUACAAGCAAAUUAAUGGAUGAUAAACAAAUUAAUUAACAGUGGACUAAAGCUAAAUAAUCGAAUUGUUAAACAGACAGACGAACAGACAUGCAGACAAACUCACUCACAGAUACACACAAGCCACAACACACACACAUGUAAAAGCGAUACUGAAUUAACGAAAUCGAAAACUUAACGUUAACAAAAUGCGAGUUAGUUAGUGCCAGCGUUUCUUUUUCGAAAGACAUUUACUUUAAAGUGUUUAGCGCAGCUUUUUAACGCAAGCAGCCCCCUAUCCUAUCCUUAACUCUACGAAUCUUUGCUCCCAACUAUCGUAUCUAUCUGCGACCUAAUACCAAAACUAGCGAGAAGGAAACACGACAAUGGCUAAUGGCUUCCCAACCACUUACUAACUAUCUACCUAACGUUUGGGUUUUAACUACAAGCAUAAGAAACCAGCAUACCAGGCGUAUGUAUCAACAAAUAUAUAUGAAUAUCUCGGCACAAGGCACCUAUAUCCUAUAUACGGUAUGAUAUGAUAUGAUACGAUACGAUACGAUAAAGAAAAGCAGCCUCCAAAAUUUGUGUUGAGCUCUUUCGGUUCGAUCGAUCGAGCAGAAGCCUUUCAUUUGCGUGCUCUAACUAAGAUUUCUCCUAAAAGCUUUAUCCAGAGCCUAUCUAAACUCUAUCUAGUUUACGACUUAUACAUAAUACUUAUAUAUCAACUCACACGCACACUUACAUGGCAUACUAUAUAUUGACCUGUAUUGAUUAAGUGAUAAUUUGCGUACUUAUUGAACAAGCAAGCAAGCGAACAAAUCGAAAACUCUCAAAGUUAGCUACAGUUGUGCUCGAAUUCAACGCUAAAUCGAAGCGAAUGUAGGGCUUUAAGCAAUUUGCUUACGAGCACUUGCCAUACAUCCAGACCAGAUCAUUAUGAUAUGAUUAUCGAUUACACUGAUUCCAGUCCGAUGCUAAUUCUAAUUCUAAUUCUAAUUCUAGUUAUGAUUAUGAUUCUAGUUCUGAUCCCGUUUCUAGUCCUAAUUCUAAUUCUGAUUCAUGUUGGCGUGUAGGAGGAGCAGAGUUUAAAUUUAACUUUAAAUUGAAGCCAUAUUUAUUAUAGACUACUUCAAAUCCAAAACCAAAACCAAAAACCAAAAGCCUAAGAUAAAAAAACCAAAAAAAAAAAGAAACUAAUUUCAUAUACUUUUUGCUUAAUGAAGUCCCCCAAGUACAUAUAUAUGAGCAUAUUAACGUAUUUAUAUAUAAACGACAUAUAAGACGAUAUUUAACGAAACAAAACAAAAUCAACUUGCUCUCUUUAUUUAGAAGGUACGUAACAUUUUUCUAAACUAAAACUAAAACCCUAAACUCGUAAAACCAAGUGGCCGCAAAACCGUUGAAAUGCAAAUGGAAAAGAAACCCAAAUAAUUUAACAUAAAACGCAUACAUAUAUACACCUUAAUAUAAACAUAC